Molecule: messenger RNA, 609 nt
Organism: Heterostelium album PN500
Lineage: Eukaryota; Evosea; Eumycetozoa; Acytosteliales; Acytosteliaceae
Gene: vamp7B
Product: synaptobrevin family protein
Exons: 3
Coding region: 1-609 (202 amino acids)
Biological process (GO): vesicle-mediated transport
Cellular component (GO): membrane
Source: RefSeq, a predicted model, not a curated record
AUGCCACUCAUCUAUUCAUUAGUUGCCAGAGGCUCAACUGUCUUGGCAGAGUAUACCAAUACCACUGGUAACUUUCAAUCUAUUACCAAGAGAAUCUUAGAGUUGAUUCCUCCCAAUGAAACAAAGAUGUCUUAUGUCUAUGAAAAAUAUAUUUUCCAUUAUCUUGUUAGUGAUUCAUUGACUUAUCUAUGCAUGGCAGAUCAAGAGUUUGGAAGAAGAAUACCAUUUUUAUUUUUAGAGGACGUAAAGAAUAGAUUCAAAUCUAGCUAUGGUGACAAAGGAAAGACUGCAAUGGCAUACGGUAUGAACACUGAUUUCUCAAGAACUUUAGAAAAUUUAAUGGAUCACUAUUCAAAUAAUCCACAAUCGGAUACACUCAAUCGUACUCAAGCGCAAGUCGACGAAGUAAAGAAUAUUUUAGUUAGUGAUAUUGCACCACAGCUAUUGAAGCGUGGUGAAAAGAUUGAGAUUCUAGUAGAUCGUACUGAGAACCUUCAACAACAGUCAUUCCAAUUCAAGAAACAAAGUAAACAACUUAAGUGCUCAAUGUGGUGGAAGAAUGUCAAAUUAAUGAUUAUCAUUGGUGUUGUAGUAGCGGUAACUAUCUAA